UAUGAAGUACUGGUGGAGGUACGUGCCGCAAUAGCAGAAUAUGACAAGGGACGAGUUCCUGUACCAUGGUGGCUACCGGAUCCAAUGAAAACCAACAAGAGAGACACUGGGAAGAGAGACAUGGACACUGGGAAGACUAUGGAUCCCAUUAGACCCCUCACUGGUGUGGGGCCUAGUAAUAUUAUAGGGUCCGUUCUAGGGGGUAAUAGUGUGGGACCCAGUAGCAUCGGAACCAGUGCCAAUAAUUCAAUUAUUAAUCUUGAUCUAUCAUCAAUUCCUUCACUACCAUCUGUAAUGAACGAGAAUACAUCUGAGAUUGAUAAUCUGACCAAUCAGAUUGCAGCGAGCAGGUCACGUGACAGUAAGCGAGACACAGCCGAGUAUCUUGUUGAGCGUGGUAUCCUCUAUCGUAAGCUUGGGUUUCUUGAAGAGGCAAUGAAGGAUUUCACCGAAGCUCUGGAGGUGUGUUCUUUCUUAUCCACGCCCCACUGGGAAAGACACCUACUCUUUCUUGUACUUGGAAAAGAAAAAUCUGCAGUUGAUGAAUUGACUCAACUUUUGAAGAAAGAUGCCAAUCACGGGCUUGGGUUUUUAUCAAAAGGUAUACUGCUUGCUAAAAGAGGUGACUUAAGCAGUGCUAUUGACAAUAUAACCAGAGCAAUAUGGAAAGAUGAUAAGAAUCCAAAAUUAAUAUUCCUGAGAGCAGAACUGAGAGAAAAGCGAGGUGAGACAGAAGCGGCCAUGAGUGACUAUGCUACUGUUGUUAAGCUACAGCCAAACAAUGAAGAAGCAUUGAUCAGACAAGCAAAGCACAGAUUCAAUAAACGGUUACUGACAGACUGUGACUGCUACUACGGUGAAUUCUGUAACCAUACAGAUAUACAUUACAUACAUUACCCUUUCCAUGCAGCAUUCUUUGCAUAUUAAAGGAUGGUUUUUGCUUUUAAACAUGUCUAUGUAUGUGAGUGCUAGAAAAGGCAUCUCAUUGUAUUCUAUUGAUCAUUGUUGGGACAAGUCUUGACUGUGUCAUCUGAUACUAAUGAAUUAUGUUUCUGCACUGUUUGGGUCUCAAUAGUAAAUCUCAUUAUAGUGAUAGGAAAAUUAGUAUGUACUGACAGCUCAGCAUCAUGUAUUGUAGCUUUAUGAAUAUUAUUAUAAAAAUCACAUGAGUGGUGUGACAUACAGAUAAACAAAUGAAUAUGCUGUAAUUCUAAUAAACCCAUGCAGAGUUCCUGUCACAAUGGUCUAUAAAUAUAGUUAUACAGAUAGGAACAUUUGUACACAGCUCUGUAUAUUAUUCAUGAGUGGUACUGUGUAACAAUAUUGAGUUAUGGAUGAUGUAAUCCUGAGAAUACCUAUAUGCAGAGAUAAUCAUACACAACUCACCUAAGUGACCUCACCACUAGCGUAUC
Molecule: messenger RNA, 1412 nt
Organism: Amphimedon queenslandica
Lineage: Eukaryota; Metazoa; Porifera; Demospongiae; Haplosclerida; Niphatidae
Product: lipoprotein NlpI-like
Exons: 8
Coding region: 85-927 (280 amino acids)
Molecular function (GO): protein binding
Source: RefSeq, a predicted model, not a curated record